Entrophospora sp. SA101 is the source of this 1125-nucleotide messenger RNA. The record is from the annotation of a GenBank genome assembly. NCBI's taxonomy places the organism in Eukaryota, Fungi, Glomeromycota, Glomeromycetes, Entrophosporales, Entrophosporaceae.
AUGUCUAUCAAAAAAUAUCCAAGAAAUUCACCAAAUUUCUUAGAUAUUUAUAAAAAAAUUUCCAAGAAAUUUACUUUUUGGACCCGUGCCAAUUAUACGACAACAACGAUUUCAAAGCCUACAACUCUUGUAUUUUCUGGUAUUCAACCUACUGGUAUUCCACAUAUAGGAAACUAUCUCGGAGCAAUUUCAAAUUGGGUCUCUUUACAAGAGAGCCCUAAAGCCACAGCAAAAAACCCAACGAUCACUACCACCAAUGAUAAUAAUGAUACGAUUACGAAUUCUCAGCAGACAAUGUAUUCAAUUGUUGAUUUACAUGCUUUAACGCUACCACAAGUUCCAAAACAAUUAAGGAAGAAUAAAAUUGAAAUGACAAUUGCAUUAUUGGCAUGUGGAAUUGAUCCAAAAAAAUGCAUAUUGUUUGAACAAUCACGAGUGGCCGCGCAUGUUGAAUUAUCUUGGAUAUUUAAUUACGUUGUUUUUUCACCCGGUUUAUGCUUGGGAUUAUUUUCAUACCCAGUACUACAAGCAGCAGAUAUUUUAAUUUACAAAGCUACACAUGUACCAAUUGGAGAAGAUCAAGUUCAACAUUUAGAAUUGACAAGAGAUAUUGCACAAAAAUUUAAUAAAAUGUAUAAAACAAAUAUAUUACCAUUACCACAACCUAUUAUCACAUCAGCCAAAAAAAUAAUGUCACUUCGUGAUCCUACAAAAAAAAUGUCCAAAUCAGAUUUAUUAGAUCAAUCACGGAUCAAUUUAAAUGAUUCAGCUACAACAAUUUCCUCAAAGAUUAGAAAAUCUGUUACAGAUACCACACAAGGAAUAACAUUCGAACCAACAACUAGACCUGGCAUAUCCAAUCUUGUAAGUAUUUUUGCUGCAAUAAAAGGAUCAAGUGUAGAACAAAUUGUUGAAGAAUUUAGAACAAGUGACACCAAAACAUUUAAAGAUGCUUUAGCCGACACAUUGAUCGAAAGAUUAGUUCCAAUUCAAAAAGAGAUUGAACAUUUAAAACUUGAUGAAAGUUACAUCCAACAGGUAUUGAAAGAUGGAGCUGACAGAGCUUUCGAAAUUGCAGAAAAAAAUAAAAAAGAAAUCUAUAGACAUGUUGGAUUGAUAAAUUAA